This is a messenger RNA of Danaus plexippus (monarch butterfly), 655 nucleotides long. RefSeq lists its product as uncharacterized. The record is from RefSeq and is a predicted model, not a curated record. Lineage: Eukaryota; Metazoa; Arthropoda; Insecta; Lepidoptera; Nymphalidae. Bases 72 to 614 code for a protein of 180 amino acids. The transcript has 4 exons.
UUUAAUUACUCGGUGUAUUUUACGUUUAUAGCGACGUUAAAAAGUAAUUCUAGUACUUUCACACAAAUAUAAUGUUAAAGCUAGCUGUGUUUGCCGUUCUACUGUCAUACGUCUCUGGACAAUUCGAAGCUCCACCAUGGAGUCUGCCCUGGCCUGAAUGGUCAAGGAAGCUCUCCUUCACCAGGCUCAUUGAACUCACAGCCGAAUUGAUCCAAGACACCACUUACAAGCUGAAGCACGCGGAGAAGAUCAGGGAGAUGCACAAGCACAGCAUCACAUACGAACUUGGCACCAUCGCUGCUGGGAUUCAGGAGAGAUUCUACCGGAUGCUCAAGUUCUACAGGAAAUACGCCAACAUGCACUCAUUCAUAACAAGAAGCUACCAGAUUGAGCAUAACCUCAGAGCUAUUCAGAUCUUGGAGGGAGAUUACAAUGAGAUACGGACGGAGAAGGGUAUUUACGCCGAAAUUAAGGCUCGUUAUGAAAGUACGACGACGGUCAACUUGAAGGAAUUGAUGGCACAAACGUCAUCAACCCCACCACCCCCGCCGGGCGCCAGGAAGCGAUGGUUGCCGAAACUUGAUGAUGGUUUUCCCGUUGUUCAUCACACAUAGAAACAGCUCUCUUCUUUCAAUGAAACUAAGUUUUUCGGUUA